ACACGGUCGCGUAGCGCGGCAGUCGUUCCGUAGCAGUCGUAGAGGUUACGCUGUAGCACAGUCUACGGCCGUGUCAAACAUUCAUUCUCGUAGAAAUUGCUUCGUAUAGUUGUGAAGAGAUGUUAGUUUAAUUUGGAUGUGACUUUUGGAUUUUAUAGGUAAAACAAGAAUAUGGAAAGCAUAAAUCAAACACAGCUAUCGAUUCAAAACUGCAAACUGCCGUGCUAAAGUGAUCAAUGUUACAAAGCUGGUAAAAUAGAGAGAUGGCCUGUAAACUUAUACAAGUGCUAACUAUAGCACUAGCAAUACAUGUAAUUGAUGCAACAAGACUGAUGUGCCCAAGUCAUCCUAACUGCGUUUGCGGUGGCACGUUCGCUCUGGAACUCAAUUGCAACAUCGAUGGACAAGUUGUUAAGAUAAACCUAUUACCGAAUACCUACAUAAGUAUAAGAUGUGAAAAUGUUUCAAGCUUAGAUUAUAGUAAACUACCAAAAUGUGCCAAUGAAAUGAAUAACUUCAAAUCAGUCAGUUUUAAAGACUGCCCCGUACCCAAAACUUCUUUCAAAGAUGUUUUGGAACAGCUUGGCGUAUCAAAGACGAUGUCACUUAUAUUUCAAAAUGCAAAGAAUCUUCCGGGGUAUUUCGAUAGAAGACAUUUUGCUGGACUGCAAGAUUUAACAAAACUAUUACUGUCUGUAAGUGGUAUUACCCAUCUCCCGGACAAUCUCUUUAUGGAUGUUCAUAAUUUGACCUGGCUCAAUAUAAGAUGUAAUAGCAUCAAUAUUUCUGAGCAGCUCUUUAAGCCGCUAGAAAAGUUAGAAACUUUGGAAAUAAGUCAUAAUCAAAUGACAAAUGUGUCUGCGAAUUUAUUCUCGCACUUAGCGUUCUUAAGAAAACUGUCACUGUGGCAAAGUAAUGUUACUUGGUUUUCAAAAGAUUUCUUCACCGGCGUAAACGUCCUCGAAGAAUUAGACCUGAGUUCUAAUGGACUUAACGAACUUCCAACACUUAUUUUUAAACCUUUGAUAAAGUUGAGGAAACUCACAUUGUUCUCGAAUAAGUUCUCAACUCUACCACAAAAUCUAUUUUCAACAAAUAAUAACUUGGAGACUGUUAUAAUACUCAACAACGAUGUUAAAAUGAGAGAACUUCCACGAAGACUGUUUGGUAAUUUACUCAAUUUGAAACAAAUUUACAUUCAACGAUGUGGUUUGGAGAUAGUACCUUAUGAUGUCUUUGGAAAUUCCUCUCAAUUAACAAACAUAUCAGUAGCUUACAACGAUAUUCAAUCAUUACAAGAGUCGACAUUUAACGAUCAAAUCAAUUUACUGGAGCUUGAUUUAAGUCACAACAAAUUGAAAAACUUGGAACCAAAGUUAUUUUCUUCGUUAGUGAGAUUGGAAAAACUGAACUUAGCUCACAACACAAUAGAAGAAAUUUCCGGAUUAACAUUUUCAUCUCUAUUAAGCUUGAUAGAUUUAAAUAUGGAACAUAAUAAUCUGAAGACAAUAUCGUCAUAUUUAUUUAUCAAUAAUAAGCAGCGUAUGUCUAUAUCUUUCGCAUACAAUGACCUUGAUUUUGUUAAUAAGGAACUAAGCAACAAUUCUUGGAUAGUGAAAAGAAUAUCUCCUUUUGCAAUGACUUACAAUUUAAAACUCCUGAAUCUGAGUCACAAUCAGUUUGAUGUAAUCCAAGAUGACUGGUGGAUCAACGGCCACGAUUACUUAGAUAUCAGUCAUAACUCGAUUCAGUAUCUUACGAAUCAAGCAAUUGAUGCCGACUUAAGAUUGGGAAAUAAACUGAUAAAACAUAUUUGGAUUUCACAAAACCCGCUCAAAUGCAAUUGUCGAAACUUCAAGUUCCUUGAUAUUAUCAAAGAACGUACAAACGUAAAGGUGAUGGAUGAAAAUUCAAUUCAUUGUUCCGUUUGGACGAGAGAAGCUUGUAAUAUAAGAUUUGUAAUAUUUGUUUGUUUUAUAUCAAUAUCAGCGUCAUUGUCAACGAUAACUAUGAUCUGUUAUUUUAAAUAUAAGAGGCAUAUUCAUUCAGUACUGAAAAAUCAAUUAUUCAAUAUAUCUCAUUCUUGUGAAAAGAAAGACAAAGAGAGAAGUGUGAUACUUAAAUAUUCGGAAAAAGACGAAGAGUUUGUCUUCAAAGAAAUUUUACCAGGAUUGAACGUACACAAAAGUUUAAAGGUUCAUAUGAAGCCGAUUUCUGCUAAUACCAGUACAUACAACUUCAUCAAGAGACUAAAGAAUAGUUCUAAUGAAAGAGAUACCACAUUAGUCAUAUUUUCAUCCAACUAUCUUAUGUCGGCAUAUAGCCAUGUGGAUAUUAAGAAAAUUCGAGGUGAAAUGUUGAAUGCCAAAAAGACUGUUUUCGUUUUCACGGAUAUGGGCGCAGAGAAUUCGAUUUACGCAUUUUUAAAGGAGCAAAGGGAUAGGCGCACAACUAUCCUUUGGAAUAAUCCAAAUUUUUGGAAUAUACUACUUCCAGUUUUGUCUAAGGAGAAAUGUAAAUUAUCAUUUCGUGUCAGUGAUAUACAACGCGCAAGAAUCGACCCGUCAAAUGUAUCCAAACUCAAUUAUCAAACGCAAAAUUUGGCAGCCUCAAUAAAUACUUCAGAUACUUUCGCACAUUGUCAAGUUUAAUUAGUUUUGUAAGCAUUAGUGAGGUAAAGACUGAAUUCUUCAACAGGUAUUAUGCAUCUCACAUCCCGUAGUCCCAAAUCACCAUAAUCUGAAUACACCAUAAAAAUUGUAAAGGAGAAGUGUAAAAAAAUGUAAAAAUAAUUUAAUAGUUCUAGAGUAACUAAUUUUAUUACUAGUAAAUACUAUUAAUAUGUAAUGUUUGUUUAAAACUGUACUCAAUAUUAUUGUGUAGGUAAACCUACGUGCAUUUUUACUGAACUUUCAAAGAAGUGUUCACACUUAUAAAAAUUAAUGUGGUUCUGUUUUAGCCUUGUACAUAUUUUAUAAUUAUUAAACGCAUUUAGUAAAUUCAUUAUGUUUGAUGGAAAAUUGUUGUCUAAGUC
Molecule: messenger RNA, 3034 nt
Organism: Leptidea sinapis
Lineage: Eukaryota; Metazoa; Arthropoda; Insecta; Lepidoptera; Pieridae
Product: protein toll-like
Exons: 6
Coding region: 264-2651 (795 amino acids)
Molecular function (GO): protein binding
Source: RefSeq, a predicted model, not a curated record